GGCUGAUGGAGAUAGUGAGCGAGCCCCGUCUGUAUUUGGGUUCUUGGUUGUUACACACGCGUGUCGUCAGAUUUGAUUCAGAAAUAUGCUUUGCUGACGCUUGUAUUAGACCACCAUCAGACAAGUCCUUCAACAUCAACUGAAAGACAUGGACGACCCUUCAGCUCAGUUUCAACACGAGGAUUUGAUUGAUAUUUUAUGGAGGCAGGAUGUCGAUUUGGGGGUGAAGCGAGAGAUCUUUGAUGGAUGUCUUCGGCAGAGAGAGGAGAUCACGAGAGCAAGAGAAAGAGAGUUAAAAAGAGAGCGAGAGCUUGAAAGGAUAAUGCAAAGAUUACAGAAACUAGACAAGGAAACUGGAGAGUUUUUGCCUAGUCCUUCAUCUGUGAACUCCCAGGCUGUGCCCUUCUCAGAGACAUUGCAUUCUACAGAGUUUACUCAGCGUUCACCUGUUACCCAGAAUCCUCUGCUGUCUGCACUGCUAUUCUCUCAGAAGUCUCAGAAGCCUCCUUCUCAAGAGCAGGCUUUUAGCGAACUGCUGUCACUGCCAGACUUACAGUAUUAUUUGGAUGUCCUGGAGUCUGAUGGCUCAAGCAUGCCCCUAGAGGAUAUCACCGAAAUCUGCCACCAGAACCUGCCCGAGCCACAGAAGGAAAACUCAACAGAUGCAUUAUGUGGCGUCACACAGACAAUAUCAGACUCUUUUGAGGUUGCUCAGCCUUUGUCAUGCAUGCCCUCUGAUCCCAUAGAGAUCCUGGAAACAUGCAUAAAGACAUUCUCAGAUCCAGGAAAUCCUACACCUUCACCUUCAAACACAAUUUACAGCUGCAGUACCCCUGAGAAUCAUGUGAUUUUACCUAAAUGCCACAUAAACUCCAGCGAUUCAACCCUCAGUGAGUUUUGCCCAUAUACCAUCAAUACCAGUAAACCUGAACAAUUAAAUCAUGCACCUGGAAGGGACGCUUCACAAACGCAUUUAAAAUUUGAGGAGCGCCACAUUCUGCUGGGGUUUGAUGACUCUGCUUCUGUUGGCUCUGUGGAUUUAGAGACGUCCCUUUAUGCUGCUGACACCUUAAGUAUAAGCCAGUCAGACAAGGAUGAGCUGGAGAGCAUCCACUCAGAUUACACCGAUCUGCUGCCUUUAUCUCUACACUCUGAUGCUGUGGAGGCAACGCUGUAUGAAACUGUUACGUCUGCACAACACCAAACUCAAAAUGAAUCAUCACCUAAAAAUUCACCUCAAGCAAAUCCCUUAACCACAAGCAGAGCUGCAGGUGUCCGGCGCGUAUGUCGUGAUGAACGGCGGGCCCAAGCCAUGAGUUUGCCGCUUAGUGUGCAUGACAUCGUCAACCUGCCUGUGGAAGCAUUUAAUGAAGCCAUCAACUCUUACAAACUCAGCAACGCUCAACAUACCCUCAUCAGAGACAUUCGAAGACGUGGUAAAAACAAGAUGGCAGCCCAGAGCUGUCGCAAACGAAAGCUGGAUAAUUUCAUUGAUCUCGAAGACGAGAUUGAGGGGCUGAAGAGAGAGAAGGAGCAAAUCAAGGAAGAAAAUGAGAGGAACGCUAGAGAACUUCAAGAGAAGAAAGAGAAGCUCAGGAAACUUUACAAUGAGGUGUUCAGACGGCUGAGAGAUGAACAUGGAAACUCCUACAACCCUAGAGAGUACAAACUACAGCACAGCACUGACGGCACGGUUUACCUGCUGCCACGUGGCACAGCCAACAAGACAAAUACGCCAACAGAGGAUUUACCUUUGCUUUAUAACAAACCUGAAGUACAGCAAAGCUCUUUUGGUGUUUGUAACUUUACACACAGCAGGGACUUUCGUUUUGGGAUGUUGUGGUCUUGAGGAAUCACAAUGUUUGUGUCUGGCAUUCACAUUCAUCUCCUAUUGAUUCUGUCAAGGGAGGUUGCUUGAGUGAGUUACAUUAGAAUCACCCCCCAGCCGCUGUUUUCAGUCAUGCAGUACAGCUACUGUCUACUUGAAUAGGGAAAGAAUUAAAUCGCCAAAAUUGUUGUCAAUGUUACAUUUAAAUGACAAUAAAAUCAAACAGCUAUGGUAUUAUAAAUUUUAGCUUAAAUCAUGAGGCUGUUCCAGUCAAUGCAAAUAUAUACAUAUAUACUGUAUAUGUACGUAUAUACUGUGUAUGUGUGUAUAUACACACACAGCUGUUCAAAAGUUAGGUGUUGUUAAGGUUUUUUUAAAGUCAACUUUUUAAAACUCUUUUGAUCAAACAUGUAUUAGAAACAGUAACAACUAUGAAAUAUUGAAUUAUAUUUUAAUAUAUUUAAAAAUUUAAUUUUUUUUAGUAAUGGCAACACUGAAUUUUCAGCAGCCAUUACUACAAGCAUUAAGCAUCACAUGAUGCUUUAGAAAUCAAUCUAAUAUGCUGAUUUGGUGAUUAAGAAACAUGUGUAGUUAUUAUCAAGGCUGAAAAAAAAAUGUGUUGCUUAAUACUUUUAUAGAAACAAUGAUACUUUUUUCUCAGAAUUAUUUGAUGAAUAGAAAGUUGAAAUAGAUUUCACUUUUGAUCAGGUUAAGUCAUCCUUGCUGAAUUAUCACAAAUUUCUCUUUUACUGACCCAAAAACUUUUGAACAGUACAGUAUACUCUAUAGAAACUAUAGAAAAUAUAUGUGUGUAGACUUAUGUAUAUUCAUCUCCCACACAAGUUUGGAAAUUAUUAUUAUAGAUUAUUUAUAGACAAUGAAAUAUUCAUGCUAUAUGUAGUUGGAAACUGUAAGAUUUCUUGGAGGGCUGUCUAAAAUACAUAUUCAGAUGGAAAAAAGAUUUUAUGCAUGUACUGUGUAUCUGCAACAGACAAUCUGUUUUAUGAAUACUUGUGUGUUCUAAUAAGCAAGUUUAACCACAUUAUUUUGUAUUCAAAUACCGUAAGAUUGUCAUGUAGUUCCAAUGUAUUUAAAUCCAAUAAAAAAAUGAUUAAAAGCUAAAUACAAUAACA
Messenger RNA from Cyprinus carpio (common carp), 2961 nucleotides. RefSeq names its product endoplasmic reticulum membrane sensor NFE2L1-like. Gene Ontology annotation, biological process: cellular response to oxidative stress; regulation of transcription by RNA polymerase II. The record is from RefSeq and is a predicted model, not a curated record. Lineage: Eukaryota; Metazoa; Chordata; Actinopteri; Cypriniformes; Cyprinidae. Gene Ontology annotation, cellular component: nucleus. Gene Ontology annotation, molecular function: RNA polymerase II cis-regulatory region sequence-specific DNA binding; DNA-binding transcription factor activity, RNA polymerase II-specific.